Molecule: messenger RNA, 573 nt
Organism: Lindgomyces ingoldianus
Lineage: Eukaryota; Fungi; Ascomycota; Dothideomycetes; Pleosporales; Lindgomycetaceae
Exons: 6
Coding region: 1-573 (190 amino acids)
Source: RefSeq, a predicted model, not a curated record
AUGUCAGGUACAAGAAGGAAGAAAGAAAAUGAAAUCAUGAAUGACAUGCAGGGAAUAAAGUGUAGAUCGAAAGAAAAGUUGGGAGCCAUAAUCACAAGAGGUCGCACGCUUAGCGAAUUCCAUCUUGCAGCAUUUUGCCUCCAUUCAUCUUCUUUGACAUUUGCCAGGUCACCCUCGCUGAAGAGGAACUUCUCUAGCUUGACGUUGUCUUUCCCCUGCUUUUGCCGCACUACUGAAUUGCCACGCCUGUUCUUCAGGAUAUUCCAUCGUCGCCCCAAUUCGUAUAUGAAACGCCAGAUCCGCGAACAGGACUAUUCCGGCGUCAAUCUAAAUUCGAAAUAUAUGUCACAUUGCAUCAUUCUUAAAAAGCGGGAGCUCCAAACUAGAGACUCGAACGUUAGAGCGGACAGCCUUCUCGUGUCCAAUCCCCGACUUUCUAGUUUCCGGUCAAUAUCCAUUCUACGAAAGUGGAAAGGUCUCGUGGUCGAAUUCCAUAGGCAACAUGGUGGGACGUUCUCCAGAGCCAGAGGCCAGGCUGAAGCGCCAGCCUUGGACGCAAAGAAGGCCACUUGA